This is a messenger RNA of Parasteatoda tepidariorum (common house spider), 1118 nucleotides long. RefSeq names its product sn-1-specific diacylglycerol lipase ABHD11. The record is from RefSeq and is a predicted model, not a curated record. Gene Ontology annotation, biological process: lipid metabolic process. Lineage: Eukaryota; Metazoa; Arthropoda; Arachnida; Araneae; Theridiidae. Gene Ontology annotation, molecular function: carboxylic ester hydrolase activity.
GCAUUCAAAAUCACAACUGUCACUUAUUUGAUAUCUUACUUUGAUAUAAAAGGUAAGUUUAGCUGCGCUAAAUUCACAGUUUACGCUUUCUCUUGUUUGAAGUUAUCAGGUAUCAACGUUAGCAUCGAUUCUUAGAAGCAUGGCUAGAUAUCAACCCGUAAAGCUCGCCCAUCGUGUAUUUGAAGCUAUUGGUGGAAGCGAUAAGAAAAAGCCACCUGUGAUUUUUAUGCAUGCUAUGUUGUGCUCCAAAGAAGUGUGGGAAACUAUACCUCAGCGAGUGGCAGAAUUGACUAAGAGAAAGGUCUUUACUUACGACGCCAGAAACCACGGUGAGAGUGAACAUACGAAGGAUUCUAGUUUCCAUAACAAUCUUCAGGACCUCUACACUUUCAUGGAUCGUAUGGAUAUCAAAGAUUCUGUUUUGGUCGGCCAUAGUUUUGGAGGAUUAACUGCCAUCAGUGCUGCUCUACAGGAACCAAAGAAAGUUGAGAAAGCAUUUAUUGUGGACAUGUAUGUGAAGAAAAUUCAGCAGGAAUUGAUUGACCGAUCCCUCAGAUUCAUGAAUAUUUGGACAGAUGUUGUCAGAAGUCUUCCCAAAGAUACCUCUGAAGUCGAUGUCACUAGAAUUAGCGUGCCACUUCUGUAUGAAAGAUUGCCUGAAGAAAUGAAACUCCAAUCCGAAAAGGAAGCUUACCUGAUGUCAAAGUUCUUGUACAGAAGAAGACCGGAUGGAGGAUAUGAUAUGCGGUUCAACACAGAAGCUCUUGCUGAUGCUCUCAAACAAUAUCAGGAAUCCCCCAUUGUUCAUAGUGGUCAAUAUGAUGGUCCAGCAUAUUUCAUUUAUGGGUCCAAAUCCCCAUUUAAUGUAGGCUCUGAAGAGGCGGACAUAAAGAAGCAUUUUUCAAAAGCAGAGAUGAUAGAAUUCAAAGAUGCUUCACAUCAUCUUUUUGUGGACUUCCCUGAUAAAUUUGUCGACACACUUGUUCAAAGAAUAGAAUAAGGAUACGAAUGUGGAAUUUCAUGACUCUAUCGAAUUACUUCAAAUUGUCGGAGCAAAGUUCUAUUGUAUUUUAUAUUAUCGUUCAAAAUAUGAAUUAAAAUUGUCCUGCUUAAUGUUU